AUGUCAAAUCUCGAAACAGAUGGCGAGAAGAACUCAUCGCCUCAACUUCACCCUAAACUUUGCAAGGGAGAUGUCGCUUUCACUUCAUCCGACGGGAUCAUGUUCAGACUAAAAAGGGAAACUCUCCUAGAAUGCAAUGCUAGUGUCGUAUUUCAGGAGAUGCUGGAGCUGCCUGAACCUUCCGGAAACGAAGUCGAGCCAGAUGCCCAAUGCAAUAAGCAAGGUAUGGACAACAAAGCCAUCGACAUGAAAGUGGAUUCAAAGGUACUCGAAGGCUUUUUGGGACUAUUGAUCACACCAAUUCCGAUGAUGCCUUCUCAGUCCUUCGAAGAUGUUUGCUCAAUCCUCAAGCUCUGUCACAAAUAUGAUGUCAGGGUAGAAUAUAUGGACAUGGUCAGACAGAGGAUAUCAGAAGCUGCUAGUCCUGGACCUCAUCGAUUUUGGAUAACUCUGAAGCUAGCUUCACGGCUUGACGACCGCUCUUUGGGCAAGAUGAUAUUAUCCCAAUUCAAUGCAGAAAGCUUACACGAAUCUUAUGAGCCCCAUUUCUCAAAGCUCUCUUUCUCUUGGCAGGGCAAGAUCAACUCUUUGUGCCUUGAGCAUUCCACAGAAAUCGAAGUAAAGCAAGGUCAGGGUCGGUUCGCGGACAGCUACAAAUACUUCGCCAGACCGAUACGACGCGGCAAAUGGGUCACGCUAUUUGAUAAUUUCGCUUCUGACAAAUGGUAG
Molecule: messenger RNA, 729 nt
Organism: Kwoniella shivajii
Lineage: Eukaryota; Fungi; Basidiomycota; Tremellomycetes; Tremellales; Cryptococcaceae
Exons: 2
Coding region: 1-729 (242 amino acids)
Source: RefSeq, a predicted model, not a curated record